This is a messenger RNA of Biomphalaria glabrata, 489 nucleotides long. RefSeq names its product von Willebrand factor C domain-containing protein 2-like. Bases 59 to 451 code for a protein of 130 amino acids. The transcript is spliced from 3 exons. NCBI's taxonomy places the organism in Eukaryota, Metazoa, Mollusca, Gastropoda, Planorbidae. Gene Ontology annotation, cellular component: AMPA glutamate receptor complex. Gene Ontology annotation, biological process: negative regulation of BMP signaling pathway. The record is from RefSeq and is a predicted model, not a curated record.
UAGAUCUAGAUCUAUAUAAAGAAACCACUGGGUGGAAAAGUAACAAAAUCGCAUCAUCAUGUUUGAUAUUAGUAUCGUCUAUUUGGUUGUUCUGGCAGGGACACUUUGUCUCGCACAGGACGAUGGCGUUUUCUGCGACUUACCAGGUGGUGGCCGACUCAGAAACGGAGAGCGUAGCUCUGACCCCUGCUCACCUUGUCUCUGCUUUCACGGAGAACUCCAGUGUGUGAGUGCGAUGUGUGCCGGUCCAGAAUGUAUCGACUGGAGAACGGAGCCAGGCCAGUGCUGCCCAACCUGCCCUAAUGGGCCAAACUGUCUACUUCCCGGUGGGGGCACUGUAAAGCCCGGAGAGUCUGUUGUUAUAAGUGGAAGUCGCACGUGCACAUGUCCAGUUCUUACUACUGGUGUACCCUUGGCCCGCUGUCGUUAUCCCGUGGUGGAGAAUCAUUGAAACGUAUACUAACAUUUUACAAUAAACAUGUAGGCCUA